Messenger RNA from Neurospora tetrasperma FGSC 2508, 1638 nucleotides. RefSeq lists its product as uncharacterized. The transcript has 5 exons. NCBI's taxonomy places the organism in Eukaryota, Fungi, Ascomycota, Sordariomycetes, Sordariales, Sordariaceae. Gene Ontology annotation, biological process: autophagosome organization; peptidyl-serine phosphorylation; protein autophosphorylation. Bases 1 to 1638 code for a protein of 545 amino acids. Gene Ontology annotation, cellular component: cytoplasm; autophagosome. The record is from RefSeq and is a predicted model, not a curated record. Gene Ontology annotation, molecular function: ATP binding; protein serine/threonine kinase activity.
AUGGAGCAAAUUUUGGACGCCUCCUUGCGGGAUUGGAAGUUGGAUCUUCUGCAAGGAGAGUUCCGCCACAACCCAGAGAACGGGGACGACGUCCACAUCCAUCUGAAAACGAAUGAGUUAUGGCGCCCCGUUAAACGAUUGGGAAGCGGUGCUUUUGGAGAGGUCUGGCAGCAACAGUGUAUACGGGAAGAAUCUGUUACCGAGCUUCGUGCCGUUAAAAGAAUCCGUAAGCCGCACACAGGCUUUCUCGAGUCAUCGCAGCGAGAGAUUCAGGCACUCGCUACAUUUUCCAGCCACAAGAAGCACCAGGAUCGGUCCAAUAUUGAUGACCAAUAUGAGCGACGGUUUGUUCAGUUUCUCGGCUGGUAUGAGGAUGCCAACUACCUAUAUCUCGCUAUGGAGUUUUUAGAGUGUGGAAGUCUUCAGAGGUUUUUCGAAGUGAGAAAGGCGCCUUUUGAAGAAGAAGAAGCAGCUACGAUCAUUCAACAGGUUGCAGAAGCCUUGCAAUUCAUACACAGCAAGGAUUUCAUCCACAGAAAUCUCAAGCCUUCGGUAUUUCUCCACCUGGCCAAGUCCCCCGAGAUGAUGGACUCGAAAAACUACACGUCAGCGGUCGAUGUGUGGGCGUUGGGUGCUGUGGCCUUCUAUUUACGGACUGGUCAUACUCCAUUUGCCACCUGGGAGGCCUUAAGACAGUACCGUGCGGGUCAGAAGGACUUUCCGAGCCGCGUGUUGGGCGUAUCAACUGGCUUCUGUAUUGAUUUCGUCCUGGGGGCUAUGCGCCCGCUUCCGGAAACGAGGUUGAGUAUUCAGCAGGUUUUGAGCCAUGAAUGGCUUCACAUGAAAGAAACGUAUAGAAAUUUGACGGCUCCGUCGCUAUUAAACAAACCGCUUCCUACACUGAGCAUGGUGAACAGGUCAACAGCCACCAGCAGUGCGCCCACACCCAAUACGCAAACCAACUCUACGCGAACCAGUAUAACACGUAACCAGAACGGGAGGGUGACGGGGCAUGAAGCUGAAGUGGUGAAUCAGGAGCAGCCGAGAAUGAAAGAGGAGACAGAGGAGAGAGAGCAGCAGCGACUGGCUGCUGAGUCAACAAACAAGAAAGCACCAGAGGGGCAAAACAAGCGACAAAGGGAGUUGUCGUUUUUCUGGAAGAAAAAGGAAGAAGAGGAGUUGAAGAGACAGGAAGAGCUGAGACGGAGGCAGGAAAUAGUCAAGAGGGAAGAAGAGGAGGCGGAAGAAUUGGAGCGACAAGCAGAGCUCGAGCGGGAACGAAAGGAAAAAGAAGAGCUCGAGCAAGCGCGAGUAAAGCAAGCGCUUUUGCAGCAGCAGCAGCAGCAGCAACAACAACAACACCAACAACAAGAAAGGGACAAACGGGCAAGAGAAGAGUCUGAAGACGCGACAGAACCAGAACCAAAACCCGACGCAGAGAGGAUCAAGCGGGUGAAGAAGGAGCUUAAAACUAUCUGCAUGUUAUGCGGCGAGAAAUUCCAGCAUUUUGGCCAGCUGUCUAGGCAUUUGAAUACUGAAAGGCAUAGGAUGCCCAAGGAAUACUGGGGAGCAGGGAUAGGACACAGGGAGUUCUCGGAUAUAGAUGCUCUUGAAGCGCUUAGAGGACCGUUGGAGUAG